Messenger RNA from Phaethon lepturus (White-tailed tropicbird), 350 nucleotides. RefSeq names its product sushi domain containing 3 (gene SUSD3). The transcript is spliced from 3 exons. Lineage: Eukaryota; Metazoa; Chordata; Aves; Phaethontiformes; Phaethontidae. Gene Ontology annotation, cellular component: plasma membrane. The record is from RefSeq and is a predicted model, not a curated record. The annotation marks the transcript as partial.
AUGGUUUUUCAUGGGCGGUGCAGCCGCGUCUUCCCUCCCCAGCUUGGCACGCUACAGAUCAUUCACGGCAACGGCACAGCCGUGGGGACAGUGAUAAUGUUCCAAUGCUCUACCGAGCACCAGCUGGAGGGACCGGGCGUCAUCACCUGUGUUUGGAAAGGGAAUGGUACCCAGUGGACAGCCGGAGUGCCCUCCUGCAAGCCCAUAUCAAAAUAUGAGACUUUUGGAUUUAAGGUCGCAGUGAUCGCCUCCAUCGUGAGCUGUGCCGUCAUUCUGCUGAUGUCCAUGGCUUUUUUAACUUGUUGUCUCAUCAAGUGUGUGAAGAAAAGUGAAAGGAGGAGGACUCAAAG